CCGCUGACAAAAACAGUGGGAGGUUCCCGGAAAACUCGCUAAGCGGAAGGGAAGGCCAGACACCAAGAAGCAGAAGACAGCAGCUGCCGAUGAGGCCGAAGAAAGAAGAAAAAGUCAUCUCCCACUUGUGAAGUGCUGUCCUCCUCCAGAAAUACUGCCUGCAUGACCUGAGCCUACCUGUGUUCAUCCUUCUGCAAAAAAAAAACAAAACAAACUAAGCCUCUCUUCAUCAAUCCUCCCCUCCCCCCCAACACACAUUUUUUUUCCCACCUAAUUUUCCACGCUGCAAUAUGGCAGGGCGAGGUGGACCCGCACGGACCAACGGCGCUGCUGCAAGCAACAAGAUCUGUCAGUUUAAGCUAGUGCUACUCGGAGAGUCGGCAGUAGGGAAGUCCAGCCUGGUGCUGCGCUUUGUCAAGGGUCAGUUUCACGAGUACCAAGAGAGCACCAUUGGAGCUGCCUUCCUCACACAGACAGUAUGUUUGGAUGAUACAACAGUAAAGUUUGAGAUCUGGGACACCGCAGGACAAGAACGGUAUCACAGCUUGGCACCUAUGUACUACAGAGGAGCCCAGGCUGCCAUUGUGGUCUUCGACAUCACCAACACAGACACCUUCACACGUGCGAAGAACUGGGUUAAGGAGCUUCAGCGACAAGCCAGCCCCAACAUUGUUAUUGCACUAGCAGGAAACAAAGCCGACCUGGCCAACAAGAGAGCCGUCGAAUUCCAGGAAGCACAAACAUAUGCGGACGACAACAGUUUGCUCUUUAUGGAAACUUCAGCCAAGACCGCAAUGAAUGUUAAUGAGAUUUUUAUGGCCAUAGCCAAGAAGCUUCCGAAGAACGAGCCUCAAGGUGGAGCGGGGCCAGGUGGACGGGCCAGAGGUGGCGUGGACCUGCAGGAAACCGCUCCACAGGGCCGAAGCAGCCAGUGCUGUGGGGGUGGGAACUAACUAACUAACUCAGUCAGCUGAUCCAACCCAUUUACAGCUUCGAUCAAUCACACCAGAUAUUAGCCAGCUGUAAAACGAUGCCCCGUUGGUCAAACAAACCAAACCACUAAAAGACCAACUUGUCCUCUCGGCACCAAUUAACUGUUUGGAAAAAAAAAUUGAGCAUACUGGCCAGUAGAUUGCCAGAUCCCACUGAUGGUCCCAGCUUGAUGAACCUGCCAAAAAUACCAAGAAAUCAACCUACAGGCUCAAUCACAGAAUCAUGUCUUUCACCCCUGGACUCACCUGUCCAUUACCUUUUUGAUGACGGACACAUGACGUCACCUUGGAGGGAAAAACAAAAUCCAAUUCAUGGAAGGAAAGCGGUCAUUAACCAUUGCCUCCAACGGAGCUAUCUUGUCCACUGUUCUGUGUUUGUAUUGAGAAAAAUAAAUUAACGCAAAAGGAAGGAGUGCACGCUCCUUUUUUUACUAGGACUCACUUUACAACUGCACCAUACAUGUUUCCAUCAUGCUAUUAUGUUGAAGAAAGGUGCAUGCAGAGUCUUAAAGGAAUCAGAUCUAUAGAAUUGAGCUGUGUAAAUUGAAUGAUCUCUAUUAAUAAAGUUUUAUUUUUCUUUUGGCACAGACUGGACAGUAUGAUUUAAAACCUGUCAUAAGGUUUUAGUCCUUUAUCUAUGUUAUCAAAGCGUAUACAACAAAUGCAUCUUUAUUAACAAUUUCACCUGUAUGUAAUUUUAGCAUUAAUGUAAUGUUUUUGAUUUAUCAGUGUAAAAAUGGGAGAUGUGUAAAGUUCUUUUUUGUUUCUUGACCAAAAUCACAACUGCAUAUAAGACUUAUUUCUGUAUUUGUAAGACUUUGGAAGUUUGCAAUCGAUCUGUAGUUACUGUCUAAAAAAAAAAAA
Cyprinodon variegatus (sheepshead minnow) is the source of this 1856-nucleotide messenger RNA. RefSeq names its product RAB5C, member RAS oncogene family (gene rab5c). NCBI's taxonomy places the organism in Eukaryota, Metazoa, Chordata, Actinopteri, Cyprinodontiformes, Cyprinodontidae. The coding region runs from base 291 to 953 and encodes 220 amino acids. The transcript has 6 exons. Gene Ontology annotation, molecular function: GTP binding; GTPase activity. The record is from RefSeq and is a predicted model, not a curated record.